Messenger RNA from Aspergillus terreus NIH2624, 1068 nucleotides. RefSeq names its product putative transmembrane transporter. The transcript has 3 exons. The record is from RefSeq and is a predicted model, not a curated record. Gene Ontology annotation, cellular component: membrane. Gene Ontology annotation, molecular function: transmembrane transporter activity. The coding region runs from base 1 to 1068 and encodes 355 amino acids. Lineage: Eukaryota; Fungi; Ascomycota; Eurotiomycetes; Eurotiales; Aspergillaceae.
AUGGCCGAAAAUGGGACUUCUUCUGUGGAUGAAACGCGGGAGAAAUCACGUCUGCGUAAGAUUGAUAUCCAUCUGAUGGUGCCUCUCUGGGUCAUAUUCGUCUUUGGAUUCUUAGACCGAAUCAACUUAGGCAAUAUCAGUGUCCUAGGCAUCAUGCCCGAACUUCGGAUGACAGGAACAGAGAUGACAAUCGCAAUGCAAAUAUACUUUGUUCCUUAUAUUUUAACGGACAUCCCCAGCAACAUCAUCCUCAAAAUAUUCGCGUCUUCGACGUGGAUCAGCGCUCUGUCUUUCUUCUGGGGUCUUGUCGAAGGGGCCUUCGGGGGACUCCUAGCCUUUGCGCUCUACCAUAUGCAUGGCUUGGGCGGUUACUCUGGCUGGCGGUGGAUCUUUAUCAUUGAAGGACUCCUCUCGAUUGUGUUCGCGAUGCCGGUCAAAUUUAUCAUCGCAGAUUGGCCAGAACACGCCAAGUUUCUCAGCGAGGAUGAGAAGCAACUACUGAGAGAGCGCAACUCGCGUGAUGACGGUGGAGGAGCGAGAAUGGAUCGACUCGAUGGACCCGCGUGGAAACGGAUCAUGUCUGACUGGAAGCUCUAUGUCGGCAGUCUGAUCUAUCUUCCUCUGGUUACCCCACAGCCCUUUUUAUCCCCUCUAUUGUCAAAUCCCUUGGGCGGUCUCAAUGUGCAUGUCCGUUAUAUGGCUGUGUUUAUCGUGACCACCGGGUGCUACAUCGUUCAGCCUGUCGCAAUCGUGUGGAUGGCGAACAACCUAAGUGGACAUUAUAAGCGGGCUAUCGGCCUCGCAAUUCAGAUCGGUCUUGGGAAUCUGGGUGGGAUUGUCGCGAGUAAUAUCUUCAAUUCGGAUGCCGCACCGCGGUACACCGUCGGUUACAGCGUCUCGCUUGCUAUGGUUGUCCUCUGCGGCAUCAUGGGCACUGUCUUUGCAGCCGGGCUGGCGAUUGAGAAUAAGAAGCGGGAUCAAGGUCAGAGGGAUUACCGAUUCCAGUUGGACGAAACGAUCCGCAAUAAUCUCGGGGACGAUGACCCUACAUUCCGUUUCAGCCUGUGA